AGGUAGAGGUCGACGAGGUUAAGAUGGAAGCCGAGGAGCAUCUCGCGAGGGAAUACGUACAGGAGUUUGUUCUCGAUCAUCUCGAUCCCGCCGACGUCAAACGGGAGGUACGAAUCAGCUCCCCAAUGAUGGUGAACGGUAGCGUGGUACAAUUACCUGGCCAGGUACAAACUCAAGGCCUAGCUCUGGCGCCUUUGACGCCGCCGGCGCACGAGCUCGAGCAACCCCAUCCUUUAUACGGACAACCGCAUAUCCAAGUGCAGCACGGUGUCCUGGUGAAGGCACCUCCGGGUGCAGCGUCUCAUCUGACAACCCUUUCGCAUCCUGGAACACCACCGGAUACGCCUCCGGUUUCGGCGUCCCCGCCGCCAUUGCAAUUGCAUAGGAGCGAGCAGGAUUCGCGCGAGAGAGGAUUGUUCUUGCAACUGCAACAACCUGGCUCGAUCGUACAAGAUGAGAUGCAACCCGGCACAGGUGGCAUGGGAUGGUUGACGCAGUCUCUUAGGCAGGAACCGCUCGAUCUCAGACCUCAUUGUCCUCAGGAACCGCCGGAACCGCAUCACGAAGCUUGGCCGAGUCAUCAUCAUUUCCAAGAUCUGCAACGUUUGCAACGUUAUCCCAGACAUACUGGUGGAUACAUCACGAUGUCAGGCCACAUAGAAUACUGUGGAGGUGCUGGAUCAGGCGGCGGGAUGCUUCCCGCGGGCGGAAGUGGAAUUUCAGGAAUGGAAGACAGUAUGCAAGGGAUACAGAUGCAAAGACCGAUGAGCGUUUGUUCAGUGAGUUCUUGUGGCGCUAGUGGACCGAGCCCAGCCCACAGGACAGGGAAUGGUCUUUAUCCAAAUUGCGGGAAUAAUAAUCCUCAGGAAGAACUCAUGAACGACGAGCUGCUCAUGUCACUUUCCGUGCGUGAAUUGAACAAACGCCUCCAUGGUUGCCCGCGGGAAGAGGUGAGUCAGGUCGUACGCCUGAAGCAGAAGCGACGUACGUUGAAGAACCGUGGCUAUGCUCAAAACUGUCGUAGCAAGCGACUUCAACAACGGCACGACCUUGAGACAACAAACCGUAACCUGCAGAACGAACUUCAACGAGUAAAAAUCGAAUUGGCACGGGUCCAGCAAGAACGCGAUCUUUAUAAGCAACGAUGCGAGAUUCUGAGAACACGGCAGAGCCACAAUCAUAAUCACAAUCACAAUCAUCAUCAGCAACAGGCAUCCCAGCAGCAACAGCAACCGCAAUCACAGCCGCAGCAGCAUCAGACGCAGAAUCAACCGCAACAACAACCACAACAACAGCAGCCGCCUCAACAUCAACCGGCGCCUGCCAGUCCAGAAGUCUAUCUGUGACAUCGACAGCGCCGAGGAGGCGCUUGUUGGACCUGAAGAGAUAUCCAUCGUGUAAUCGCGAGAUUCUUGAUCGUGACAUACCUGUGCGCGUGGGUUGAAAAAAAAGAAAGACCAGACAAGCAACCGGGUAUACACUUCGAGAAAUGUGCGUUUCUUAUUUUCUUUCGAUCUGUGACUGAAGUCUUAAGCACAUCUUUAAUCUCGUCUAUGUGUAUAUAGCGUUUAGUUCUUCCAUAUUUUUUUCUUAUGUAUAGAUUUGUUAAGAGCUACGGCAAAAAAAAAAGAGCCUUGACUGUUAAAUCGACUUUGUAAAUCGCGUAUGGAGUUACCAACGCAACUAAGGUAUCAUUAGAUUAAAAAUAAUUAGUUCUAUUCUCAUAGAUAUAUGAAUAUAUUGCUCGUGGUGGACGUCUUUACCAAAUACUGUACCAAAAAGGGAAUAAACAGAAGAAAAAUAGAAGCGAAUCGUAUUUACUUUGUUGUAGAGCAGUAAAAACACGAAGAAUAAAGCUCGAAAAUCUAUCGUUCAAGAGGUUUAGCAUUUUAUUGAUUGUUAUUUAAUUUAUAAUCAUAAUAUAAUUUCUUUGAUAUGUUUCGUCGCGAAUAAUUGAUUUGAAUAAUCUUCGUUGCUAUUUGUUAUUUUUUAUUAUUUUUGGUAUUAAUAAUAUUAAUUUUGAACUAGUGGUGCUGGAUCAUAGGAAUGCGACAAUUUAGGUUAUGUUAUUUAACCUUUUCAAUAUAUAUGUAUAAUUUUGCAAUAAUACAUCAAGAUUUUUUAUUGUUUUAGAUUCAAUUAUUUGGGUUUAGAAAAAUAGAGUA
Apis laboriosa (Himalayan honeybee) is the source of this 2165-nucleotide messenger RNA. RefSeq names its product transcription factor MafB (gene tj). Gene Ontology annotation, cellular component: nucleus. Gene Ontology annotation, biological process: regulation of transcription by RNA polymerase II. The coding region runs from base 24 to 1346 and encodes 440 amino acids. NCBI's taxonomy places the organism in Eukaryota, Metazoa, Arthropoda, Insecta, Hymenoptera, Apidae. The record is from RefSeq and is a predicted model, not a curated record. Gene Ontology annotation, molecular function: RNA polymerase II cis-regulatory region sequence-specific DNA binding; DNA-binding transcription factor activity, RNA polymerase II-specific. The transcript is spliced from 5 exons.